AUGGAGGAGGCUGCAGUGCGGGAGAGCGGCCCGGAGCCGCCGCCGCGUGGCCGCGGGCAGGAGGGCGAGGAGGGGGAGCAGGAGGAGCAGGAGUUCGCCGCCAUCACGGGCAGCGGGGAGGAGGCGGCGCGGCGCUGCCUGGCCGAGCACGGCUGGGAGCUGCAGGUGCGCGCGGCGCCGGGGACGGGGCCGCUCCGCGGGACGGGGACGGGAACGCGAACGGGACGGGGACGCCAUGGCGCCCGCGCUGUGUUUCAGGGCGCGCUCAACGCCUACUUCGAGGCGCCGCGGCGCGAGGACGAGCCCGGCGCCUGCGUUGACCUGACAACAGAUGCAACUACUAGUAAUAUUGCCGUCAAUGGCACAGCCCCAGAGCAGCAAGAAGAUGACAGCAGCUUCUCACUUCUCACCUGGAACAUCGAUGGCCUCGAUUUAGGAAACCAGCAAGACCGAGCUAGAGGGGUCUGUUCUUACCUGGCGUUAUACAGUCCCGAUGUGGUGUUUUUACAGGAGGUCAUCCCACCGUACCUGUGUUACCUACAGAAGAGAGCAGGCAAUUACACAAUUAUUCCAGGUAACAUAGAUGGUUAUUUCACUGCUGUAAUGUUGAAGAAUUCUAGAGUGAAGUUAGUCAAACAAGAGAUUGUGCCUUUUCCAACAACAUCCAUGAUGAGGAACCUUUUGGUUGUGCAUGUGAAUGUGGCCGGCAAUGAACUUUGCCUUAUGACCUCUCAUCUAGAAAGCACUAAAGAUCACUCGAAGGAGCGUAUCAAGCAACUGCAAACGGUGUUUAAAAACAUGCAGAAGGAAUCGGAGUCCACCACUGUUAUAUUUGGAGGGGAUACAAAUCUCAGAGACAGUGAGGUUAAUAAACUAGGCGGCCUGCCUGAGAGCAUUGUGGACAUCUGGGAGUUUUUGGGUAAACCCAAGCACUGCCGUUACACGUGGGACACGAGCUGCAACAGCAACCUGGCGGCGGCGUACACGUGCAAGCUGCGCUUCGACCGCGUGUACCUGCGGCCCGCGCCGCGCGGGGCUCAGCUCCUGCCGCGAAGCAUGGACCUCAUCGGACUGGAAAAACUGGACUGUGGCCGAUUCCCUAGUGAUCACUGGGGUGUCCUGUGUCACUUUGAUGUCAUAUUGUAAAAGGAAGAAGGCCUGUGUUUUUCAUUUUAAGUGUUUUCUUUGGGUUUUUACGUUCUCAGUUUUUAGGCUUGUGUAAAUUUUCAGUCGUAGCGACGUCUCUGUUCUUGACUUCUGCUGGAAUGUCUUCCUUUCAAGCUAAGGCUCUGCUCCUCUUCUGCAUGGAUUCUUGAAUCACUCCUUAACCCAUUUUCAACAGCGUACAUAAAUAGAGUAGCAAAUUCUGAUAUUAAAGCAGGAGGUAAAAGAACUAAAUACAGUUCAUAAACAUAGGAGAUGGUUUAAAUGACUUUUUGCUUAAGUGACUUUUCUU
Molecule: messenger RNA, 1456 nt
Organism: Nothoprocta perdicaria
Lineage: Eukaryota; Metazoa; Chordata; Aves; Tinamiformes; Tinamidae
Gene: TDP2
Product: tyrosyl-DNA phosphodiesterase 2
Exons: 7
Coding region: 1-1146 (381 amino acids)
Biological process (GO): double-strand break repair
Cellular component (GO): PML body; cytoplasm
Molecular function (GO): 5'-tyrosyl-DNA phosphodiesterase activity; single-stranded DNA binding
Source: RefSeq, a predicted model, not a curated record